UCUGGGUCGGCUCCGGCUCCGGCUGGAAGGGGGUUCGCAAAGAGGUACGCCCCUGAGGAUUAGGGGCGGGUUGGCCGUUUCUGACCCAGUUCUAGAAAGUUGGUGUCGACAGCAAAAGGUUGCAAUGUCUCACAGCAUCUGGUUUUGGUCCAUUGUGACAAAGCUGAAUUUGAUGGUCUUGCUGCUUUUCAUAACAAGUUUCUCUUCCUGCUUGAAUGACAGAGUUUCAGAAUUUGCUCUGACAAAAAAAGAAGAGAGUGAUUUAAAAGAACAGAACAAGGAAGAAUUGGAGGUGAUCGAAGAGGAGGAGGAGGAUCUUCAUUCUGAAGACUUGGAAGUCUUUUACCCAACAAAUCAGUGGCAGAUUGUCCAGCCAGGUCAAGCUAUUCCUGCAGGAUUACAUGUACAAUUAAAUCUUCACACUGGAGAAAAAUUAGCCAAGCUUCCAGAUGACAACAAAGAAAAAAGUAAUGUGAAAGAGUCUCCAAAAAGUAAAAGGCUUGGCCAGAUAGAUGUUGACCCAAAUUCAUUCACAACGCAAGAACUCAAAAAGGCUUUGGCUAAAAUGAAAGAAACCAUGAAGGGGGAUGAUAUGCCUGCACAGAAGACUCAUCAGGAAGAUGUCCAGCGUAGGUUCCGUUCCAUCGAAAAGCUGAAGGAAGAAUUCAGGGAGCUCAACCUGCAGCUGGAAACCGAUCUUGAAAUUAUGCUUAAACUAAUCAACAAAUUUAACAAUUCAGCUUCAACACUUGAAGAGAAAAUUACAGCACUUUCCGAUCUUGAGUACUACGUCCAUCAGGUGGAUAAUGCAAAAGAUUUGCUUUCCCUUGGUGGUCUACAACUUUUGAUUAAUGGGCUAAACAGCAGUGAACCACUGAUGAAGGAAUAUGCCUCUUUUGUACUGGGAGCUGCACUGUCCAGCAACCCCAGAGUGCAAGUUGCAGCAAUUGAAGGCGGUGCUUUACAAAAAUUGCUGGUUAUUUUGGCUACAGACCAGUCUUUGGCAGUAAAGAAAAAGGCUCUGUUUGCUUUGUCAUCGAUGCUGCGGCACUUUCCUUAUGCCCAGCAACAAUUCCUCAAACUUGGAGGCCUUCAAGUGCUCAGGAAUCUUUGCACGGAGAAAGGAAUGGAGAUGCUGUACAUCCGCACUGUGACACUUCUCUACGACUUAAUUGUAGAAAAGCAAUUGCUCAAGAUCAGUGACAAUGAGGAUCAAGGCCAUGAAAAAACUCAGCAGUACAGUCAAGUGAACCUGGUGCCAGCCAUUGUGGAACAGGGCUGGUGCACAAUCAUUUCGAAUCUUCUGAAGAUGCCGGAGCACGACACCCGGGAGAAGGUUCUCAAGACCGUGUAUGUGCUGCUGACCUUCUGUAGGGAGACUUACAGGGGGGAUCCCGCUUUCAACCACACCCUCGGCCUCCUGCGCCAGGAAUACGAAGAGCUGGCACAAGAAGAGCAAAAGGAAGGGGACGAAGAUGGCUACUUCAAGGAACUCUUGCACUUUAUAAAUAACAUUGCACAACAGCUAAAGUAAAAAGGAUGGUAGCCUAGCACAUAAAAGAACCUUUGUGGGGUCUGGAAAGAGGUAUGGUGAAUAAAUCAAUGUGGAAAGUUAUUACGAAUAAAUCUAUUCUACUAA
Molecule: messenger RNA, 1639 nt
Organism: Candoia aspera
Lineage: Eukaryota; Metazoa; Chordata; Lepidosauria; Squamata; Candoiidae
Gene: SIL1
Product: SIL1 nucleotide exchange factor
Exons: 11
Coding region: 125-1534 (469 amino acids)
Source: RefSeq, a predicted model, not a curated record